Molecule: messenger RNA, 1739 nt
Organism: Panicum virgatum (switchgrass)
Lineage: Eukaryota; Viridiplantae; Streptophyta; Magnoliopsida; Poales; Poaceae
Product: 4-hydroxybenzoate polyprenyltransferase, mitochondrial-like
Exons: 9
Coding region: 116-1288 (390 amino acids)
Biological process (GO): ubiquinone biosynthetic process
Cellular component (GO): mitochondrial inner membrane
Molecular function (GO): prenyltransferase activity
Source: RefSeq, a predicted model, not a curated record
CGGAUCCUCUCUGGCCUUCCCUUUUCCCUUGCCUCCCUGUCGGGUCGACGCCGCCGCCGCCGUUCCCGUCGCGCCCUGCCACUGCCACCGGAGGAGGGAGGGCGGGCACACACCCAUGGCGCUGCUCCGCGCCGCCGCAGCCGAGCUCCGCCGCCGCGCCCGCCGCUCCCCUCUCCCCCUCCCGCCGCUCUCAUCUCUCCUCUCGAGCCCACCCUCCGAUCCUAGCCCUCCCGCCCACUGCCGCCACCUCAUAAGCCUCCGCCGGUACCCGCACCCAGCAUCAGCAUCCGCCUUCUCCCCCGACUCGCUGUACGCCAGGAUUCUGCUACCGAGCCACUUCUCGCCCGCCUCACCCCUCUCCACCUCCUCCUCUUCCCAACCCGCGGACAAGCCACCACCGCUGACGUGGGUGGACAGCUGGAUCCCGGAGGCCGCGCGGCCGUACGCCAUGCUCGCCCGCCUCGACAAGCCCAUCGGGACCUGGCUCCUCGCGUGGCCCUGCAUGUGGUCGAUCACCAUAGCAGCGAUGCCAGGGCAGUUGCCUGACUUCAAAAUGCUGGCACUCUUCGGAUGUGGAGCUGUCCUCCUCAGGGGUGCUGGCUGCACAGUGAAUGAUCUUCUUGACCGCGACAUUGAUAACAAGGUUGAGCGCACCAAAAGCAGGCCUUUUGCAUCAGGUGUUCUUACUCCUUUACAGGGAGUGGGCUUCCUCGGAUUUCAGCUUCUGCUGGGACUGGGCAUUCUUCUCCAAUUGAAUAAUUAUAGCCGUAUUCUGGGGGCAUCUUCACUUCUUCUGGUCUUCUCAUAUCCCCUGAUGAAGAGAUUCACAUUUUGGCCUCAAGCUUAUCUUGGCCUGACAUUCAACUGGGGAGCUUUAUUAGGAUGGGCUGCUAUUAAGGAAAGCUUAGACCCUGCAGUCGUCCUUCCAUUGUAUACAGCUGGUAUAUGCUGGACACUGGUAUAUGAUACCAUAUAUGCACAUCAGGACAAAGAAGAUGACCUCAAAGUAGGAGUUAGGUCCACAGCAUUAAGAUUUGGAGAUUUGACCAAGUACUGGAUUAGUGGUUUCGGUGCCGCAUGCCUUGGCAGCUUAGCACUCAGCGGCUACAAUGCUGACCUUGGAUGGCCCUACUAUCCAUUUCUGUGUGCUGCAGCUGCGCAGUUAGCAUGGCAGAUUUCAACUGUGGAACUUUCCAACCGCUCUGAUUGCAACAGGAAGUUUGUGUCCAAUAAAUGGUUUGGAGCUUUGGUAUUUAGUGGGAUUUUAUUUGGGCGUCUUGUAUCAUGAUGAAUUUAUCAGGCAUGCUGUUUAUCCUCGUUUGUAUCAUAUAUUGAUGGGUUCAAUGUAGAAACCAAAACAAUUUUGUGAUUGUGGGAAGAAUAUACCAAGCGCUUCACUAUGUGGACUAGCAAUUGCAGCUUGGUGCGGAAUGGACUUUGCUAUUUCUCGAGCACGUCAUUUUGGUGCUCUCUCCACCUCCUGUAAGCAGUUACAAGACAAAAGGAGCAGGAAAAUACGUUGAUGUACAAUCCUUUUUUUUUUAUCCUUGUGUGCUGUUACAUGUGAAAAGAUCAGUUAGAGCGGCCUUUUUUUUUGGAUUGUUUAGCGCCUCUAGAAUCUAGGUGGAAACAGAUGUGCAAAAGAAUUUUUUGUAUGAAGCCAGAAACACAGUUCAGUUGUUUACGUACUUAUGUUUUGGAGAAAAUUGAGUACUCCGUAUUUAUUAUGUUUUGGCAAA